Molecule: messenger RNA, 1758 nt
Organism: Tuber melanosporum (Perigord truffle)
Lineage: Eukaryota; Fungi; Ascomycota; Pezizomycetes; Pezizales; Tuberaceae
Exons: 1
Coding region: 378-1346 (322 amino acids)
Source: RefSeq, a predicted model, not a curated record
CAUACAACUAUUUUCCCUGGGUAGCUGGUCUAUGUCUAUUUCGCUAACUUCAUAAGUGAGGCCUCAUCUCCUCCCCGUUUCCGGAAGGAAAGGAUAAAAAGGGAUCUCAAUUCUUGCUUAUUCUCUUUUCUGCUGCGUUAGACUUCCGCUUGCUUCCUCUGUGGUUGUUGCUUUUGACUAAAUUGGCCAUUUUCUUCUUCUUUUCCUUCGUUUCCUUUUCUCAACUUUAAUCUUUCCCUACUCCCCCCGCCGAUUCGCCUUCCCACUAUUUUUCUUUUCUUCUCCCAACAAUCGAGCACCCUUCCGACCUAUAGUUAACUUUAUCGCCCCUCAUGACGAGUGUUCAACAGCCAGUGGGCCCUGCGCUCCCCGAAAAAAUGAGUCAGCCAGAGAAACGGCCUCGUGGAAGACCUCCGACAUUUACCGACGAGGAACGACUUCAGCGGAAACGGGAGCUGGCUCGCGUACGUCAAGCACGGAAGAGGGAGCGGGACAGGGUUAGGAGAUGGAGCACGGGGCAAGGCAGUGAAGAGAUGGGGUCACAAGGAAUUGGUUUUCCGCCAGAGAAUUCUGUUGAUGAAACAGAUACGAGUAGCCUUUCCCAGAAAACCGAUCAAAGUGCUUGGGGCCUGGAGAAGGCUGUUGGUUUUCAGGUCCAGGUUAGAGGGGCAAGGGAUAAUUCACCUACUGAUCAGGAAUAUCCUGCCCCUAGUGAUGAAGGCAUCAUACCGAGGGAGCACAAUCUACCGUCUAGAUCGGUGGGACCACCAUCACCGCAACCAUCUGCACUCCCCCUGCCAUCAAUACCAAACGACUCGAUGGUUUGUGAUGAGCCGGAGGGCUAUGAUCGAGCGCAUGAAGAAAACUUGGCUACCUGGCGUAAGAUCCACAUCAUUUCGGGGGCAUUGGAGGCUUCUCGGGGCAGUCGGGUCAUGCGAAAUCAGUUAGCCAGCUUGCUAUAUACGAACGGGUUGGUUUCGCUCAUCCAAAGCUGGGAGGAAGCAGGAUUUAUGUCUCGGGGGAAGGCCUCUCUACCGCCACCAUCUACGAUCGAGCAACAAAUCGGAAUACCCACUCCUCUGCCUAAUACUCCAUCCCGUGAAAGUGUGUUCCCUAGUAGUGCUAGUCAUGGUCGUCCGGAAGAGUCAGAGGAUGAACUUAUGGAAAGAAUAUUAGACAACUUGAGUGGACGGAUGCAGGCGCUCAAGUGCCGGAAGGGCCUGAAAUCCGAGGUGGAUGAGCUACGGAAGGCAUUGGCGGAUAAGGAAGCGAAGUUAAAGGAAUGCAACGCAAUAUUAGAAGCUGAACGAGCCGUAUGGCAGAAUUUUCAGAACAUGCAGGUUUAGAACCAAACAGCAUUGUGUGCUUUCUUUCUUUCCAUUUCCUUGCAAUUUCCUUGCUCUGUUUCAUCAUGGGGAAGGGGAGGUAGUACCGGAGUUAAUACUUGCUUAAAUUAACUAUAUUUUUGCUCUCAUUUUCUUUCCAGUUUAUACUCUAUGCAUUGUUAUCAGCAUCUUUGUUUAUUCUGCGAUUUUAUCAGGGUUGAUCUAUUAGUUGGCGUUCAUGGGAAGAUGACGGUGAUCAAGAUGGUUAAAUGGAAUUCUAGGUGGAGAGGGGAGGGGUCUCUUCUGUAUCUCUGAUUUCACUCUUGAGCUCGGAUUGAUGUCACCCCUCCGAUAUGAAAGGUAAGGGAUUCAUCGAUAUAUUAGUUAUUGUAUAUAUAAAAAUGAAGCUAUCGCAUGGCAUUGAGAUUUCUGA